This is a messenger RNA of Propithecus coquereli (Coquerel's sifaka), 4081 nucleotides long. RefSeq names its product Niemann-Pick disease, type C1 (gene NPC1). The record is from RefSeq and is a predicted model, not a curated record. Lineage: Eukaryota; Metazoa; Chordata; Mammalia; Primates; Indriidae. The transcript has 24 exons. Gene Ontology annotation, cellular component: membrane. The coding region runs from base 405 to 3638 and encodes 1077 amino acids.
UUUCACAGUCCUGUGUUUGGUAUGGAGAAUGUGGAAUUGCAUCUGGGGAUAAGAGGUACAAUUGCAAAUAUUCUGGCCCACCAAAACCAUUACCGAAGGAUGGGUAUGACUUACUGCAGGAACAUUGUCCAGGAUUCUUCUUUGACAAUGUCAGUCUCUGUUGUGAUGUUCAGCAGCUUCGGACACUGAAAGACAACCUGCAGCUGCCUCUACAGUUUCUAUCCAGAUGUCCAUCCUGUUUUUAUAACCUACUGACCCUGUUUUGUGAGCUGACAUGUAGCCCUCGACAGAGUCAGUUUCUGAAUGUUACAGCAACUGAAGAUUAUGUGGAUCCUGUUACAAACCAGACGAGGACAAACGUGAAAGAGUUACAGUACUAUGUUGGACAGAGUUUUGCCAAUGCAAUGUACAAUGCCUGCCGGGACGUAGAGGCCCCCUUAAGUAAUGACAAGGCCCUGGGACUCCUGUGUGGGAAGGAUGCUGCUGCCUGCAAUGCCACCAACUGGAUUGAGUACAUGUUCAAUAAGGACAAUGGACAGGCACCGUUCACCAUCACCCCCAUUUUUUCAGAUCUUCCGAUCCAUGGGAUGGAGCCCAUGAAUAAUGCCACCAAAGGCUGUGAUGAGUCUGUAGACGAGGUCACAGGGCCGUGCAGCUGUCAGGACUGCUCCGCCACCUGUGGCCCCAAGCCCCAGCCCCCACCCCCUCCUCCUCCCUGGAGGCUCUUCGGCUUGGACGCCAUGUAUGUCAUCAUGUGGCUCACCUACAUGGCAUUUUUGCUUGUGUUCUUUGGAGCAUUUUUUGCAGUGUGGUGCUACAGAAAACGGUAUUUUGUCUCCGAGUACACUCCCAUUGAUAGCAACAUAGCUUUUUCUGUGAAUGCCAGUGAUAAAGGGGAGGCGUCCUGCUGCGACCCAGUGGGUGCAGCAUUUGAGGGCUGUUUGAGGCGGCUGUUCAUGCAGUGGGGGUCUUUCUGCAUCCGGAACCCCGGCUGUGUCAUUUUCUGCUCUCUGGUCUUCAUCGCGGCGUGUUCUUCAGGCCUGGUGUUUGUCCGGGUCACGACCAAUCCAGUCGACCUCUGGUCAGCCCCAGCCAGCCAAGCUCGCCUGGAGAAAGAGUACUUUGACCAGCACUUUGGGCCUUUCUUCCGGACAGAGCAGCUCAUCAUCCGGGCCCCCCUCACCAAAAAGCAUACCUACGAGCCCUACCCCUCAGGAGCCGACGUGCCAUUUGGACCUCCGCUUGACAUAGAGAUUUUGCACCAGGUUCUUGACUUACAAACAGCCAUCGAAAACAUUACUGCCUCUUACAACAAUGAAACUGUGACACUUCAGGACAUUUGCUUAGCCCCUCUCUCACCGUAUAACAAGAACUGCACCAUUAUGAGUGUGUUAAAUUACUUCCAGAAUAGCCAUUCUGUGCUGGACCACAAAAUAGGGGACGACUUCUUUGUGUAUGCUGAUUACCACACACACUUUCUGUACUGUGUACGGGCCCCUGCCUCUCUGAAUGAUACGAGUUUGCUCCACGAUCCCUGUCUGGGUACGUUUGGUGGACCAGUGUUCCCGUGGCUUGUGUUAGGCGGCUAUGAUGAUCAAAACUACAAUAACGCUACUGCCCUUGUGAUUACCUUCCCUGUCAGUAAUUACUAUAAUGAUACAGAGAAGCUCCAGAGGGCCCAGGCCUGGGAAAAAGAUAAAAACCAGGAGCACGCUGAAUUGACUGACCUAUGUCUUUGCCACAUCCCUCAGGUGGACUCGAAGGUCUCCCUAGGCAUCGCGGGCAUCCUGAUCGUGUUGAGUUCGGUGACGUGCUCGUUGGGCAUCUUCAGCUACGUUGGGAUCCCCCUGACCCUCAUCGUGAUUGAAGUCAUCCCGUUCCUGGUGCUGGCUGUUGGGGUGGACAACAUCUUCAUUCUGGUGCAGACCUACCAGAGAGAUGAACGUCUUCAAGGGGAAACCCUGGAUCAGCAGCUGGGCAGGGUCCUAGGAGAAGUGGCUCCUAGCAUGUUCCUGUCAUCCUUUUCUGAGACUGUAGCAUUUUUCUUAGGAGCACUGUCCAUGAUGCCAGCCGUGCACACUUUCUCUCUGUUUGCGGGACUGGCCGUCUUCAUUGACUUCCUCCUGCAGAUUACCUGUUUUGUGAGUCUCUUGGGGUUAGACAUUAAACGACAAGAGAAAAAUCGACUAGACAUCCUCUGCUGUGUCAGGGGCGCUGAGGAUGGAACAGGCGUGCAGGCCUCAGAGAGCUGUUUGUUUCGCUUCUUCAAACACUCCUAUUCCCCACUUCUGCUGAAGGAGUGGAUGCGGCCGAUUGUGAUAGCAGUUUUUGUGGGUGUUCUGUCAUUCAGUAUCGCAGUCCUGAACAAAGUGGAAAUUGGAUUGGAUCAGCAUCUUUCAAUGCCAGACGACUCCUACGUGGUGGAUUAUCUCAAAUCCCUCAGUCAGUACCUGCAUGCGGGUCCACCUGUGUACUUCGUCCUGGAGGAAGGGCACGACUAUACUUCUCCAAAGGGGCAGAACAUGGUGUGCGGCGGCGUGGGCUGCAACAACGACUCCCUGGUGCAGCAGAUAUUUAACGCGGCGCAGCUGGACAACUAUACCCGAAUAGGCUUUGCCCCCUCGUCCUGGAUCGACGAUUAUUUCGACUGGGUGAGGCCACUGUCUACUUGCUGUAGGGUCUACAAUACCAGUGGCCAGUUCUGCAAUGCUUCAGUGGUUGACCCCGACUGCAUCCGCUGCAGGCCUCUGACUCCGGAGGGCAAACAGAGGCCUCAGGGUGGAGACUUCAUGAGAUUCCUGCCCAUGUUCCUUUCUGAUAACCCCAACCCCAAGUGUGGCAAAGGGGGACAUGCUGCUUACAGCUCGGCAGUUAACAUCCUCGGCAACGACACUGGGGUCGGAGCCACAUACUUCAUGACCUACCACACCGUGCUUCAGACCCCUGCCGACUUUAUUGACGCUAUGAAAAAAGCCCGACUCAUAGCCAGUAACAUCACCGAAACCAUGGGCAUCAACGGCAGCAGUUACCGCGUCUUCCCGUACAGUGUGUUUUAUGUCUUCUACGAACAGUACCUGACCAUCAUUGACGACACAAUCUUCAACCUCGGCGUGUCCCUGGGAGCAGUAUUUCUGGUGGCCACGGUUCUCCUGGGCUGCGAGCUGUGGUCCGCAGUCAUCAUGUGUGCCACCAUCGCCAUGGUCUUGGUCAACAUGUUCGGAGUUAUGUGGCUCUGGGGCAUCAAUCUGAACGCAGUGUCCUUGGUCAACCUGGUGAUGAGCUGUGGCAUCUCCGUGGAGUUCUGCAGCCACAUCACCAGAGCGUUCACAGUGAGCACGAAAGGAAGCCGCGUGGCCCGAGCGGAGGAGGCGCUCGCCCACAUGGGCAGCUCCGUAUUCAGUGGAAUCACACUUACAAAGUUUGGUGGGAUCAUGGUGUUGGCCUUUGCCAAAUCUCAAAUCUUCCAGAUAUUUUACUUCAGGAUGUAUUUAGCUAUGGUGUUACUGGGAGCCACCCAUGGCUUAGUAUUUCUCCCCGUCUUACUCAGUUACAUAGGACCGUCAAUAAAUAAAGCCAAAAGUCGUGCCACUGAAGACCGGUACAGAGGCACAGAGCGAGAACGACUCCUCAAUUUCUAGCCCUCUCACGGGGUUUGGUGACUUUGAACUGUGUCUAAGGGUCAGUUUACCACUGGAUGGUGGCUGCGUCGUCAAGGUGAGGUCGAGCACCGACGUUCCCAGACAUCAGGCUGACAGCAGCAGCUUCGGCGGAGCGCUUCUGAACUCAGGAAUGCAUGUGUGACUGGUGCGGCACUACUACAUCUGAAGGCAACCAAGGGACACUAAACCUCCCCCAGCUGCUUCAGGAAAGAAAGAAACCUCAUUCUUCGGCUAGUGCAGUGUGACGCUAGGAUGGCUGCCUGUGAUCUGCUCACCGACACUUCUUAAAGGCCAAUCAUAUACUGUCUCCUUUUUUAGGAGUGACAUUUGAGGACAUUGUAGAUACACUUACUAUAACAUUUUGUAGUUUAAAGAGCUUUAUUAAUGCAAUAAAUUAACUUUGUACACAUUUUUAUAUUUAA